Molecule: messenger RNA, 1578 nt
Organism: Salvia miltiorrhiza (redroot sage)
Lineage: Eukaryota; Viridiplantae; Streptophyta; Magnoliopsida; Lamiales; Lamiaceae
Product: probable pyruvate, phosphate dikinase regulatory protein, chloroplastic
Exons: 3
Coding region: 267-1478 (403 amino acids)
Molecular function (GO): transferase activity, transferring phosphorus-containing groups; ATP binding
Source: RefSeq, a predicted model, not a curated record
ACCUCACAAGUGUGGGUAUUAAAUUACAAUUAACCUUUAAAAAAUCAAUAUUUUUUUGACAUUAAGCUGUAUUUUCCCAAAAAUAUUAAAAUAAAAAAGAAAAAGAGAUUUAUAGGAUCUAUCAUGUCGAGACGGAGAGAAGAGAGUCAGAAAUCUCAAGGACUCAACGCUGCCACGUAAAACCCCGAUGUUUCAGUUCUCCGACACCAACCCGAAAUAGCCGGAAAAUCCAAAGGAUAAAUCCCCCAAAACCGCAAUAGUAAAAAAUGAUUUCCACCUCAACCUUAUCCUUGUCGAACAUCCCGCCCACGCCGUCGCCGGCCGCCAUCUCCGACCUAAAACCGAUCUCCCCGACCGCCUCCCCCGACCCUCCGUCUUCGCCGGAUUCUCUCUCGCGCCGCAUCAAAUCGAGCCCGCAGCUGAACCGUUGGUCCAGGGCUCGCGCCGUACGGUCCGGCCGGAAAUUGAGCCGCCCGGUGGAGAGAUCUGCCGAUGAGAUGACUGCCUCCGACUCUCCGGCGAGGCUGGUCUCCGACGGUGGUGGGAGUGAGCUCUCGCCUCGCAACGAUGGCGGGCGUGACGGCGAGCCGUUAGCCGCCGCUAAGUCGAUAUACAUGGUUUCUGACGGCACGGGGUGGACGGUGGAGCACUCCGUUACCGCCGCGUUGGGGCAGUUCGAGCACUGCUUGGUGGAUCGGGUCUGCCCGAUUAGUACCCAUUUGUUUUCGGGGAUCGAUGAUGUAGAUCGAUUGAUGGAGGUGAUCGCGCAAGCCGCCAAGGAGGGCGCCAUGGUGGUCUACACUCUUGCCGAUCCUUCAAUCGCCGAAUCAGCGAGGCAAGCAUGCGUGCUGUGGGGCGUCACAUCUCUCGACGUGCUAAGCCCAAUAACCGAAGCAGUCGCCUCCCACCUCGGCGUCUCACCCUCCGGCCUCCCCCGCUGGGCUCCGGGGCGGACCACCCCGCUCGGGGAGGACUACUUUCGCAGGAUCGAGGCCAUUGAAUUCACCAUCAAGCAGGACGACGGAGCCCUGCCCCGAAACCUCCACCAGGCCGACAUCGUCCUCACGGGCGUGUCCCGCACCGGGAAGACACCGCUGUCCAUAUACCUCGCCCAGAAGGGGUACCGGGUGGCGAACGUGCCGAUUGUAAUGAACGUGCGCCUCCCGGAGACCCUCUUCGAGGUCGACCCGGAGAAGGUCUUCGCCCUCACGAUCAACCCCGUUGCGUUGCGGACAAUCAGACGGGCGAGGGCCAAGACCUUGGGGUUGAGUGAUAGUAUGAUGAGUUGCAGCUAUUCGGAGAUGGACUAUGUCAAGCAAGAGCUUGAGUUUGCUAGCAAGAUUUUUCAGCAGAAUCCCAUUUGGCCUGUGAUAGAGGUUACAGCGAAAGCGAUUGAAGAAACUGCUGCGAUUGUGCUGAGGCUUUACCAUGAUAGGAAGAAUAGAUGUUCGAUGCCUAGGAUUUCGAAACGAUACUAAUUUUUCUCUUUAUUUUACUAUGAAAUGCGUAAUAAAUUGUCAGAACUUUGUAAGUUUUGAAAAUGGGAUAUUGGCCGUAAAUAUACAAAUCUUUAGUCCA